Oldenlandia corymbosa var. corymbosa is the source of this 3607-nucleotide messenger RNA. Lineage: Eukaryota; Viridiplantae; Streptophyta; Magnoliopsida; Gentianales; Rubiaceae. The record is from the annotation of a GenBank genome assembly.
GUUUAUUAUGAGUCACACCGUUACAGAAUUUCUCUAUAUCAACUAUCAAUUAUCAUUUUAUUAUUUGGAACUCAAAAUUUUACCCCUUUUUAAUUUAAUUUUAUUUAUCAAUAAUUAAUAAAUUUCAAUUUUUCAUAAAAACAAAAUUGACAAAUGAAUUAAAAUCACACCCAAAAAAAUAAUAAGAAGAAUAAUAAAUGUAAUAAUAAAAUCCUGAAAAUUGAAGGAUAAUUUGCAUCUUUUCUUCCACUUCUUUCCCCGCCUUCAGCAGCGGAGUCCGUCCACCUCCGGCCACUCUCAUUUACUCAUUAGCCAAGUUUUUUUCCGGCGACGAAAACCCGUAUCAGCUUGCUUUAAUGACUCUUAAGCUUUCGGCAUCGUCAACCACGCCAUUGUCCGCCUCAUCCUCACUCCGACCACCUCCUCCUAAUUCUCGAACUCACAACAUUCCAUUGCAUGUGUACAAGCACCCAGCUGCAAUCCUUCUGGAGCUCUGUAAUUCCAUGAAAGAACUCCAGCAAUUUCUCCCUCUCAUUAUCAAGAACGGCCUUUACAACGAACACCUCUUCCAGACGAAGCUGGUCAGUUUGUUCUGCAAAUUCGGCAGCUUAAAUGAUGCCCUCAAGGUCUUCCAGCCGAUUCAAGAAAAAAUCGAUCUCUUGUACCAUACUAUGCUCAAAGGCUAUGCUUACCAUUCUUCUUUGGCCUCUGCUUUGACGUUUUAUGUUUCCAUGAUGAAUGACGGGGUUCUGCCGGUGGUUUAUAAUUUCACGUAUUUGCUUAAAUCUUGUGCUGAUAAUUUCGAUGUUGUAGCGGGGAAACAGAUUCAUGCGCAGUUGAUUGUUAAUGGGUUUUCUAGUAAUGUUUUUGCGAUGACGAGUGUUGUGAAUUUGUACGCGAAAUGUGGGUUGAUUGAUGAUGCGUAUAAGAUGUUUGGAAGAAUGCCUGAGAGGGAUUUGGUGUGCUGGAACACUGUUAUUGCUGGGUUUGCCCAGAACGGGAUGCCGAAGAAAGCUCUGAAAUUGUUCUCGGAAAUGCAAGAGGUGGAAGGACUCUGCCCUGAUGAAGUUACUGUUGUCUCCGUUUUGCCUGCCUGUGCUAGUGUCGGGUCUUUGAGGGUUGGGGAGACGAUUCAUGGAUAUGUUAUUAGGAAAGGAUUAAUCUCGUUCGUGAAUGUUGGGACUGCCCUGGUUGAUAUGUAUGCAAAGUGUGGCUUGGUUCAGGCCGGACGGUUGAUUUUUGAUGGGAUGAACUAUAAGACCGUGGUCUCAUGGAAUGCUAUGAUCGAUGGAUAUGCACAGGCUGAAAAUUCUGAAGAGGCCUUGAAACUUUUUGAUAGAAUGCUGGAUGAAAAAUUGAGGCCAAGUAAUGUUACCCUCAUGGCUGCUCUACAUGCCUGUGCUGACAUGGGCAAUCUUAAGCGUGGACAAGAAAUCCAUGACAUGAUUAAUCAGCUGGGAUUAGGUUCUGACGUUUCACUUGUGAAUUCGUUGAUCUCCAUGUACUGCAAGUGCAAAAGGGUUGACAUUGGUUAUGAAUUAUUUGAAAAGUUGCGCCAAAAAACUCUAGUCUCCUGGAAUGCAAUCAUUUUAGGUCAUGCACAAAAUGAACAUGUGACCAAAGCUUUGGCUCUUUUCUCUGAGAUGCAAUCGCAGAAUAUCAAACCUGAUUCAUUUACAAUGGUGAGUGUCAUUACUGCAAUAGCUGACUUAUCUGUGUUACGUCAGGCCAAGUGGAUCCAUGGUCUAGCUAUUAGAAACUCUUCAGACCGGAACAUUUUUGUCAUGACUGCUCUUGUGGACAUGUAUUCAAAAUGUGGAGCUGUUCACACAGCUAGAAAGCUUUUCGAUAGGAUGGGUGAAAAGCAUGUGACGACGUGGAAUGCCAUGAUAGAUGGAUAUGGGACACAUGGGUUUGGGAAGGAAGCAGUGGAAUUGUUUGAUGAGAUGCGAAAGACAGAUACGGCACCAAAUAAUGUGACCUUUCUCUCUAUCAUAUCAGCUUGUAGCCAUGCAGGAUUUAUGGAGAAGGGUCGCGAAUAUUAUUCGAUGAUGAUAAAUGAAUAUGGCUUAAAGCCCUCAAUGGAUCACUAUGGUGCAAUGGUUGACCUAUUAGGUCGAGCUGGUCGGCUUGAUGAUGCUUGGAAAUUCAUAGAAAGCAUGCCAGUUACACCAGGAAUAAAUGUCUACGGAGCCAUGCUGGGUGCCUGCAAAAUACACAAAAAUGUUGAUUUGGGUGAGAAGGCUGCAGAGAAACUGUUCGAAUUAGGUCCUGAUGAUGGUGGAUACCAUGUACUUCUUGCUAACUUAUAUUCCAUUGCUUCAAAGUGGGACAAAGUGGCCAAAGUAAGAAAUUUAAUGGAGAAGACAGGAAUUCAAAAAACCCCAGGAUGGAGUUCAGUGGAUCUGAAGAAUGAGAUUCAUAAUUUCUAUUCAGGGAGCAUAAGCCAUCCACAAUCUAAAAGGAUUUACUCAUAUCUGGAAGAAUUGAUGGAUAAAAUUAAAGCUGCUGGAUAUAUUCCUGAUACGAAUUCCAUACACGACGUGGAAGAUGAUGUACAGGAAAAGUUACUGAAUAGCCACAGUGAAAGGCUGGCUAUUGCUUUUGCACUCCUAAAUACUAGUGAGGGUACACCUAUCCACGUUAGAAAGAAUCUCCGAGUUUGCGCCGAUUGCCACACUGCAACAAAGUACAUCUCCCUAGUAACCAAAAGAGAAAUUGUUGUACGAGAUAUGCGCAGGUUUCACCAUUUCAAGGAUGGGGCUUGUUCUUGUGAAGAUUACUGGUGAUACCUGUUCUAAAUCUUAGCGUUAGUGCUCACUUGUGGAUAUGAAUGUACAAGGGAGAUCAUACAUAAAGGGGAGGAGGUUGCUCGCAUUUGGUUUCUGACCCCCCAAACUUUCUCGUAAGUAGAACCAUUGGGGCUAUAUUCUGUCAUCAGAUUUCUCACAUUGUAAAUGAGACGUCGAUGUAAGUUCUUACGACACUGGGAGAAUCACAUUGUAUACUUAUGCGAUCAUUGAACAUAUCAUUCUUUUUCAUGAUUAAUCUGCUGUGGUUUCUUAAGUGGAGAUGAAUUGUAGUAUCUGUGAAGUGAGUUGAGGGGUAAUGCAAUACCAAGAUAUUGGGCUACCUUAUGAAUCUCAAAACUUUUCGAGCUUUCAAAUUGGAUAAGAGGGCUCAAAGAGAGCGAGGGGUUUCCCAGGAACCAGGACAGACAUGCGGAGUCUUCACUGUUAUGGUGUCUCUCAACCUUCAUUGACAUAUCAGCAUCUCUGGGAUCUGUUUGUUUUUGACGAAUACGGUGAGUGAACAAGUAACUUUGUCAAAUGCGGUAUUUUUUCGAAUUCAUGGAAGUGCGUUCCAGGGAGGAAUGUGCAAUUUUGCCUCAGUUUUCAGUUCCCUGACAGCUUUUGCAGCUGUAUUCGGUCUGCAAGGGAAACUUACAAGAAAUGACCAAACUUUACCAUGGGUUUAUUUUGCAAUUUUACAUUUAUUGGGUUUUGUUUAUAGAUAAAACCAUUUUUUGGCUAGUUUGAGUAAUACUGCACAUACCAACUAAUUUAAAUUCGAACAUAUAAAUAAAUACUCCCUCCGUAGUUUGUCC